AUGUCGUUGACGUUUUUGGGACUUUCUAAUAAUUAAUUUUCUCAUUCUGUGACGGUUCACACAUUUCGCUAAUUCUUUUGUUGCUGUUGUAACUUUAGCUGUUGAUUAUAACUCUUAUUGUUGACGAAGCUUCAAAAAUGUUGAUAUUGUGCUGUUAUGAACACAAAUCGGACAAACCCAGCGCAGUUUUGGAUGCGCUGGCAGUGUGCAGUGUGUGGUGAGGAAGCGGAGUACUACGUAAGUACCUUUGGGCUGUGCGUAAUCAAUCACCAAUAUCAUCCAGAGGAACUUAUCGGAUUGGACUCACUGCUUUCGGAUUAUAAUUGCUCUGCCUAUAUUUGCUUGUUUUAAUCGCCUAUGCUGUUUGACAUACUGAUUCCGAAAUCGCUCAUUGCAAAAGAUAUUCCUCUUGUGUGCGGAGCUGAAGGAACCAUACGGAUUAGGAGAGCUUUCGGUGAUUGCCUCCAGAUAUUACUAAGUUGAAAACAUCCACCACCAGUCUCCGACAACGAACAAGAUAUCCUGAUAUUGGUCAGGAUUUGGCUCUUAAUCGAAUUUCCUUCAUGUUAAAGUUUCUAACCAAGUGGGACUGAGUGAUAUUCAUUUGCCAUGCGCGAGCCAAAGAACAGGCAGAAAAACAGUCCGGGCCCGGGAUCCAGCCCGGCAGACUCGUCCCUCUCCGGCCGCACCCCGUUGCCCAGCACGCCGAGCACCGCCGUGCCCAGUCCGUCGCCGUCGCCCGGCCAGUCCUCGCAGCGGCCUCCGCGGACGCCGAUGCACGAGCCGGCUGACAAUUCCCCCUGGUACCCCCAACCGCCCUUGCAGCAGCCCAUGACCCCCAAGACCAUCAUUAAAAGUGAACCAUCCCUGGACGGAAUGCACACCACCCCAGAAGCAGCCGCCAGCAUGUCCAAUCCGCCGUCGGUGUCGAUGCCGUCGCCUGCGGGUGGCGCAUCCGGACUGAUCUCGGCCGGGAGCAAUCUGAUUGUGCCUUCCAGUCCGUUGGAUCAGUUUAAAAAGGAGGAUCCCAUGGAAAAGAUGGCCCAGAUGACCAGCAGUCUGGGCGGACCAGCUGGCGGUUCCUUCCUAAAGAGUUUGCAGUCGCCGUCGGCGUAUUCGCCCGGCACACCGCAGGGCUACGUUCCGUCGGCCAGCCCCAGUGGUCUGUCCCGGCCCAGCGUUAUCACGCAGCAGCCGUACGGCGCGGGAUCCCGCCAGAUGGUCAGUUCACCCAAUCCCAACCAGCCACCACCGCCGUCACGCAUGGUCAACAACCAGGGAAUGAAUAAUAUCAAUCACGGUCCGCCUGUGCCGGAACAACCCUACAUGCAGCGACAGAGUUUUAUCUUUGUAUUCAACACAGAGAUGGCUAAUCAUGCAGCGGAUUUGGUGGGUCAAGGGCGUUACUCGAGUAUCCUGGAUUAUCACACGGAGAUACCGGAGACUAGACGAUUCCUGGCUCAGCACGGUAACCCGGGAGGGUUAUACCUGAAGAGAACUAUGGAUGGUGGGAUGGGGAAAGCCGAUCCGCGGCAACCGGCCCCGGGCUGGCCGCCGGAAAUGCAGAUGCGCCAGGGUGGAGGGAUGCCGCCGUAUCAGGUCCCGUUUCCUGGGAAAGGUGGAGGAAUGCCCCCUGGACAGAUGCGCCUGCAGCCGAAUAUGGAAAUGCUCCCGGGCGGCCCAAUGCCGGGUAUGGAAGAACCCAGUGCAAGGGAAUCGAAACAGGCCAAGCUGGAAAAACUGCAGCAGCUGAAAAAUAAAUUUUUGCCGGCAGAGAACGUGGGCGAGAUGCCGUACGGCAUGCAGCACGCUCCCCCGCCCGGGCAUGCUCCGUAUCCUAGUCAACAUCCAAAUGACAAUCCCAAUGUUAUGCCGGUUCCCUCGCCGCAGCCGAUUCAGUAUAUUAGCGGUCAGUUUGAUGCCCAGGAACUGGUCAUUCAAAAGCAACCGAAUCGUAUGUAUGUUCGAUCUCAAGCGACGCAGCAGCAAAUGGCAGCCGAAGUUCCUAUGCAUCAGCAAGGGCAGUUUCCCGAUCUUCGUGGUGGAGAUGGUCAUCCCGGGCAUCACUUUCCUCCAGGCAAUGGAGGUCCGCCGUUCCCUGGCGGUCCAGGCGACUUUGAUCCGGCAUUUGCCUCGGGUACCGCUGGCGCGCAUCCCCAAAUGUCGCCCAUGCAGCGUCGGGAAUGGAUCCGUGUGAAUAUGCGGGUGAAAGCGCCUGGCUCCGAGGCCAUGUUUGACGCUCCCCGCCCCAACAUGCACGGGCAUCCGCACAUUCGACCGCCGCCCCAGACCGUCAACAACACGUAUAUCAACGCACACAUGACUAUUGAGCAGCUAAACAUCCAGAACCCGUCCUACGACAACACGCAGUAUUCUCACUCGCAGACACAAUCCUCCAUGACCUACGCCGGUCCCGGCAUGGAGCCGGUGCAGAUGGCCCGCGGCGUAUCGCAGGUGCAGAUGAGCCAUUCCCAGCAGCAGCAGCAGCAACAGCGGCCCAUGACGGAAAUGGCGUAUCCGGUAUCGUACGAGGGCCAGCCGCAGAUUGCCAUUCGGCCCAACGCUCCCAACACCAUCCAGUACCUCCCCAGCCGGCCACCUGCUCCCCGCCCGCCGCGUGCCCCACCCAAUCUGGACUUUUUGCACCAGUGGACGGGCGGACCCGGAAUGAAUCAGCCGGGAAUGCAGCCGAGCGGACCGUUUCUGAAUUCCGGCAUGAGCACCAAUGGCGGUGGGGUGGGUGGCGGCGGCGGCGGGCCCGGUGGCGCCAUGUAUUCGCCAAUGGACGGCCUACCCAUUAACCGCAACAUGAAUCCCAAUUUCCCCAUGCAGUCCCCCGGCCCGCCACAAAAUCCUGUACAUGUGCAUAAUCCCAUAGCGGAUGGGAGCUACAGCUCCUAUCAGGAUUUUCAGCAGCAGCUAUACGCCACUAAAGUCGGUAAUGCGGGCGCGACGGCCGCUGGCCAGCAGCCAAUGGGCUGAGCUGGCCAGGCAGCGAGUGCCAUAGAAAUGUAGCGGCGAACAAGUUGCCAAAAGCACAUUGCUCAUGCCUUACUCUGUGGACAAGCAUGGACGAGCGGAUGGCACAGUUUACAGUUGAAUGUAUUCAUUGUGAAAAGUAUUCUAUCCUGGCUAAGCGGUAGUUGAACGGCUCUCUAUGUGUAGUUGUAUUUUUCUUUUUUUAGUUUCAACAUUUAUUCUCUUGGUUCUUAGUUUUUACCUCGUCUCUGUGUUUAUUGUAAACUGAUCUUGUGCGUAACGAUUUAUUUGCUGUUUAUACGUACGAUUCUUUUGUUAUAUUGGUCGCAGUUCUUGACUAGCCCUUUGUUUUCUUGUCGUUGUAAAUUCAGAAACCUAAGCAUGAAUGCUGAAUGAACUGUAAAACGCUGA
Paramacrobiotus metropolitanus is the source of this 3390-nucleotide messenger RNA. Its product is annotated as trithorax group protein osa-like. NCBI's taxonomy places the organism in Eukaryota, Metazoa, Tardigrada, Eutardigrada, Parachela, Macrobiotidae. The record is from RefSeq and is a predicted model, not a curated record.